ACACACACACACACACACACACACACACACACACACACACACACACACCAUGCCCCCUUCUCUGUGUAUCCUCGUCUGGGUGUAUCUGGGACUUGUCCACCCCUCUCGAGCCAUCAACUUAUCCUCUAUCGACCUAGGACUUCCGGUGACCCACAUAGCCUCCAACCCAACCUCGGACAUCUUCGUGGGCGGUGUCAACUUCCUGGCCCACCUGUCAGCCGACCUGUCAAUCAACAUGAACGUGUCCAUAGGGCCGGUGGAGGAGGCGGAGUUCUGCUGGCCUGACCCCGCCCCCUGCGACAACCAUGUGAAGAUUCUUGCCAUAGACUCCACCCUCAACCAGCUGUUGGUGUGUGGCUCCGCCUACCAGGGCACGUGCACGGCGCACUCGCUCUACGACAUCGGGCAGUGGACGUGCGUGCGCCCACCGGCCGCCCAACGCAACGCAGACGUGCUCGCCUACAACCCUCGCAACAACUUCCUGCUGGAGUUCCUUCCCCCUGUCACGGAGUUCCGCGAGUUCGCCGCGACCGGUUCCUCCGAGGGACUCGGUGCGGCUGGCGUCACGGGGUCGUCAGGACUCGGUGUUGACGUCACGGGAGAGGGGGAGGGGGAGGACGGCGCCGGCGAAUGUCGCUCCAGCCUCUCCUUUAUCCCGGGAGACGGGUACUACUACGACGACCUCCCCCCGGAAACGAGUCAAGAACCGGACACUGGUCAAGAACCGGACUCUGGUCAACAAAUGGACAGGGCCAAGCUUGGUGAGAACCGCGAGAAGGCUGCGUGGCUGGCGCCAGCGCCAGCGCCAGCGCAGAACGGAAGGGAGCCCGGAUCCGGACCCGGAUCCGAGUCCGAGUCCGAGUCCGAAUUUACACAGCAAGGCAACGGCGAGCUGGUUAUCUUCUCCCGGUUCUUCGUCGCCGGGAACCCACAUCGGAGUUCUCCGGACGAAAUGGUGCCGUGGACUUUCGCCCAGAAACGCCUGACGUUCGAUUGGCGCACGAGUCAGUUCGAGAUGAGUUCCGCACGCGGGCGGUUGGACGGUGCUCCUAUCGGUUUCGACAUGUCGAGCCGGGUGCGGAGCGAGGGCUACGUCAACUACAUCCACUCGUUCCAGUGGGGCAACCACUCGUACUUCCUCUUCCACCAGGAGACGGUGUGUGGCGAGGGCAGUCGACAGCACGCGUGCGUGCGCACCAUGCUGAGCCGAGUGUGCAACCAAGAGGACUCUAUGCUGCCCUAUGUGGAGCUGCCUCUCACCUGCAAAAACGGAACCUCCAGCACCUACUCCCUCCUCACCUCCGCUGCUCUGGGCACAGUCCUACAGCAGAAACAGACCAGCAAAGUUCAUAUCCCAGUCCUUGUAACGGCUUUCGGAAAUGGAACCGAACCCCGGUCAACUGUGGCAGACCCCAGCUACGGCUCAGUGGUAUGUGUGUUCCCAUUGGACAAACUGGUGAGCUCAGAGUUCAGCUUGGCGGAGCAAUUUUGUGACAGCGGCCCUGGGCUGAUCAAGGGCGCUGAUUGGAUAGAAGGGGUGGAGACGAACUGCCAGAAGAUCGAAUCGGAAUCGGAAUCGACAUUGAGACUGUUCACUGUCCGUUACAACAGUAUCUAG
This is a messenger RNA of Aplysia californica (California sea hare), 1618 nucleotides long. RefSeq lists its product as uncharacterized. Gene Ontology annotation, cellular component: semaphorin receptor complex. Bases 50 to 1618 code for a protein of 522 amino acids. Lineage: Eukaryota; Metazoa; Mollusca; Gastropoda; Aplysiida; Aplysiidae. Gene Ontology annotation, biological process: regulation of cell shape; negative regulation of cell adhesion; regulation of cell migration. The record is from RefSeq and is a predicted model, not a curated record. The transcript has 3 exons. Gene Ontology annotation, molecular function: semaphorin receptor activity; protein binding.